Talaromyces stipitatus ATCC 10500 is the source of this 1890-nucleotide messenger RNA. Its product is annotated as dihydrolipoamide succinyltransferase, putative. Lineage: Eukaryota; Fungi; Ascomycota; Eurotiomycetes; Eurotiales; Trichocomaceae. The coding region runs from base 176 to 1459 and encodes 427 amino acids. Gene Ontology annotation, molecular function: dihydrolipoyllysine-residue succinyltransferase activity. Gene Ontology annotation, biological process: tricarboxylic acid cycle. The transcript has 9 exons. Gene Ontology annotation, cellular component: oxoglutarate dehydrogenase complex. The record is from RefSeq and is a predicted model, not a curated record.
UUCCAACUGUGCGUUUCUACUGCAGUAGAUUACUUGCAGACUGAUUUUUACUUGUCUGUACUCUCCUCCCUGCUAGGAUUCUACCUGUUCGAGUGUUGAACCACAACCUGACAUCAUCCCUCUUGUGUCAAGCCUCACGUCUUUACAUAUAUAUAGACAUACCAGAGCUGUCACCAUGGCUAGCCGAACAAAUCUGGCUCGAUUGACGAGACAAAAUGUCUUGCGAUCCGUCCACAAUGUGCAAAAGCCUCUUUUAUCGUCACGCGCCUAUUCCGCCGUUGCCCUGACAUCGCAGAGAGCUCUGCUGCGUCCUCAAAGACCAGUGCAAUUUACUAGAGUCCAAUCCCCAGAGUUCAAACUGUCUCUGCAACAAACUCGUCAUUAUGCCGAUACAAUCGUCAAGGUGCCCGAGAUGGCCGAAUCUAUCACCGAGGGUACAUUGAAACAGUUCUCGAAACAGGUUGGAGAUUUCGUGGAACGCGACGAGGAAAUUGCGACUAUCGAGACCGAUAAGAUCGACGUUGCUGUCAACGCUCCCGAAUCUGGCACUAUCAAGGAACUCCUCGUCAAUGAAGAAGAUACCGUUACUGUUGGCCAGCCAAUUGUGAAACUCGAGCCCGGCUCUGGAGAUGGUGCCGCUGCGGCCGAAAAACCCAAGGAUGAGCCUGCGCCCCAAAAGACCGAAGAGAAGACCGAAACCGCUCCCUCCAAGCCAGAGACCAAGGAACCAGCGGCCCCCUCAAAACCUGAGCCUGUCCAAGAGAAGAAAUCAGAGCAGCCCAAGCCUAAACCUGCAGAAUCAAAAAAGACGGAACCUGAACCCAGCAAGCCUGCACAGCCCGGAAGCCGUGAAGAGCGACGUGUCAAAAUGAACCGUAUGCGACUACGUAUCGCCGAGCGUCUGAAGCAAUCCCAGAACACCGCUGCUUCUCUCACUACAUUCAAUGAAGUUGACAUGUCCUCGCUCAUGGAGUUCCGCAAACUCUACAAGGAUGACGUCUUGAAGAAGACUGGGGUCAAGCUCGGCUUUAUGUCUGCGUUCUCUCGCGCUUGUGUCCUCGCUAUGAAGGAAUUACCCGCCGUUAAUGCUUCCAUCGAGGGACCUAACGGCGGUGACACCAUUGUCUACCGCGACUACGUCGAUAUCAGCGUUGCUGUUGCUACUGAGAAGGGUCUUGUUACCCCUGUUGUGCGCAACGCAGAGACCAUGGAUAUGGUUGGUAUUGAGAAGGCUAUUGCUGAUCUCGGAAAGAAGGCCCGUGACAACAAGUUGACCAUUGAGGAUAUGGCUGGCGGUACAUUCACCAUCAGCAAUGGUGGUGUUUUCGGAUCUAUGAUGGGCACUCCCAUCAUCAACUUGCCUCAGACAGCUGUCCUCGGUUUGCACGCUAUCAAGGAACGCGCCGUCGUCAUCAACGGCAAAGUCGAAAUUCGCCCAGUAUGCGAUAUACUCCUAUAAACUUGCAAUGUACCUCCGUACUAACAUGUCUCUGCAGAUGAUGUAUCUCGCUCUCACCUACGACCACCGUCUGCUCGAUGGCCGGGAAGCCGUCACAUUCCUUGUCAAGGUAUGUCGACAUCCUUCACCUCGUAUCUCCAGCUCAAUACUAACCCUCUAUAGGUCAAGGAAUACAUCGAAGAUCCCCGUCGCAUGCUGUUGGGCUAAAUCCCGCAUCUUAAGCCGUCGUUUGAAGGAGGUGGAAUAGUAUAGAAGGAGACAUCAUUUAGCGGAAAAUUGUGUAACUUGGUGUGGUUGUCGUUAAUCUGACUUUUGUAGAUUAGUCCCUUUUGCGUAUACAUUGAACACUUUCAUUUGUAUUGAGCUGUUCCGUCCAAGUUUUUCGCCUGUUGCCGUGGGGAGAUAUUAAAUAUAUAAUCGUCGCGUCGCGU